Messenger RNA from Ostertagia ostertagi, 228 nucleotides. Lineage: Eukaryota; Metazoa; Nematoda; Chromadorea; Rhabditida; Trichostrongylidae. The record is from the annotation of a GenBank genome assembly.
AUGGCGAUAUGGCGUCGUUUUCUUUUGCCGGUGAUUGAUCUCACAAACCUCUUUCUUAACUGGAGAUUUUCCGUGCCUUUUAUAGUAAACCAGACCGCUUCCAUUCUCUUCGUUAUGCUCGUGUCCCGUUUCCCCGUCUCGGUUGUUGUGCCAUGCGUGAACGCCCUGCAGUUUGUUUUUACGGCAGUUACUGGUCAUUUAAUUGGUGAGUACAAUACGGCAGUCACG